GUCAUGUGAGCCGGAAAAUAUGGCUACAUGGAAGUAGCGCUUGAGUCGUUUCGCCUCAUUCUUACGCUGUCGAGAUCUUGUCGAAGCGCUCUUUUGUAGCGAACGGGCUUCUUCUCCAGGACUGUGCGUUGGGACUCCAGUGUCACUGUCUGUAGGAGCGGACCGCGGUCGGGGGACGCGCUCACGUUCUGGGAGGUUCGACUCAGUCUGAGCGCGAGGAGCCGGGUUCGGUUGAGCGGCGCGCGCCGGUGCGUCUCUUUCUGCAUAGCGGCAUAUUUAGGACAGGGAGUACUGCUGCGCUCUGCGUGAAUCUGAAUGCCGUGUCCCUUUCCAGGACGGCACGGCAGAGGAUUUAAGGCGCCGAGUUCGUGGCCGGUUUGUCCCGCAGGCUGCAGCUCACUGGCCCGGUUCUCAUAACAUAAUAAUUGAAUUCCCGCUGUUCGAGUACAGCACGCGCCGGCGGGAUUGCUGCUCGUGUCGUGCGCCAGUGAGUGACGCAGUAGUCUGUGGAGAAGUUCGCUGUGUGCGCGCGGAGCUUUCCACAGACAGAGCAGCCUGCUCUACUCUGACAUGGUGGUGGUGUGUGGUGAGACCCGCGCGCCACCGGCACUGCUCCUGUCACUCACUUCCCCUUCACCUUGCUUUACUCAGUAAAUUACUGGGUGCUGCGUCCGCCGGGCUCGUGCUCGAUUGAUCACUGAGUGACGGCAGGGGUGUGUGCGCGAGAGGAGAGCUCCUGUGCUACUCCGCCGGGUUACACAUAACACAUAGCCUCAGCCUGUGUGACUGACGUGGUGUCCGGUAGAGGAGUGACAGACACACACAGACGGGGCCUUCGUUGGCAUUUUAGAGUUUAGUUAGUUUCGCACCACUUGAGCCCAGAAACCAGCGUUUUAUCCGCUCACAAUGAAUGCCGAAAAGGACUUCGCUCCGCUGACGCCCAACAUCGUGCGCGCGCUCAACGACAAGCUCUACGAGAAGAGGAAGGUGGCGGCGCUGGAAAUCGAGAAGCUGGUGCGGGAGUUUGUGGCCCAGAACAACUCGAACCAGAUCCGACAUGUGAUUCAAAUCCUGGCUUCUGAAUUCGCCUUAUCCCAGCACCCCCACAGCCGCAAAGGGGGGCUUAUCGGCCUCGCUGCCUGCUCCAUCGCCCUGGGCAAGGACUCUGGCCUCUACCUGAAAGAGCUGAUUGACCCGGUCCUCGCAUGCUUCAAUGACUCAGACAGCCGUCUGCGCUAUUAUGCCUGUGAGGCGCUCUACAACAUCGUGAAGGUUGCUCGGGGCGCUGUGCUGCCCCACUUCAACGUACUCUUUGAUGGGCUUAGCAAGUUGGCUGCAGAUCCAGACCCCAAUGUGAAAAGUGGGUCAGAGCUGCUGGAUCGACUAUUGAAGGACAUUGUGACGGAAAGCAAUAAAUUCGACUUGGUGGCUUUUGUCCCCCUGCUGCGUGAGCGCAUCUAUUCCAACAAUCAGUAUGCCCGCCAGUUCAUCAUCUCCUGGAUACUGGUGCUGGAGUCUGUUCCUGACAUAAACCUGCUGGAUUAUCUACCUGAGAUCCUCGAUGGACUUUUCCAGAUCCUUGGGGACAGCAGCAAGGAGAUCCGCAAGACGUGUGAAGUGGUGUUGGGAGAGUUCCUCAAGGAGAUCAAGAAGGCGCCCUCCAAUGUCAAGUUUGCAGAAAUGGCCAACAUCCUGGUCAUCCACUGCCAGGUGUCCGAUGACUCCAAAAUGACAAAUGACCUGAUCCAGCAUACAGCCAUGACAUGGAUGAGAGAGUUCAUUCAGCUCGCCGGCCGUGUGGUAUUGCCCUACUCCUCAGGCAUCCUGACUGCAGUGCUGCCCUGCCUUUCCUAUGAUGACCGCAAGAAGAGUACCAAAGAGGCUGCUAGCGCCUGCAACCACAGCCUGAUGAAGCUGGUGACCCCUGAGGAUGAUGAAGAUGAUGAGGAAAGCCAGGUCAGCGACACUCUGGCCAGAGAGGACAGCCAACCGAAGACGCAGGAAGAUCUCGACAAUUCACUAAACGCAUCACAGGAUUCUGGGGGACUCAGCAAUAUUAGCUUCUUCACUCCGGCAAGUUCUGACCGGGCUCAGGUCAUCCUCGAUCUGGAUGGGAUAGUGCAGGUACUCGGCCGACACCUGAACGACUCCUCCACAGGCAUGAUGACCCGCAUCGCCGUGCUCAAGUGGCUCUACCACCUGUACAUCAAGACGCCUCGCAAGAUGUUUCGGCACACAGACAGUCUGUUUCCUACUCUGCUCAAGACGCUGUCGGAUGAGUCAGAUGAGGUCAUCCUGAAGGACCUGGAAGUUCUGGCGGAGAUUGCCUCAUCCCCAGCCGGACAGAGUGACACCACAGGAUCGUGUGAUAACACGAGUUGCAGGUUGGAGCUCCCGGUGUCGGCGUCUACAAAAGCAGGACAACCAUGCGUGUCUUCAAAAUCUGCAGCGGAUUCCACCCCAUCUACACCCUCCACUCCCAGCAUGAACUCUUACUUCCACAAGUUCAUGAUCAACCUGUUGCGACGCUUCAGCCUGGAGAGGAAGCUGCUGGACAUGAGGGGUGCCUUCAUCAUCAGGCAGCUAUGCCUUCUCCUCCAUGCUGAGAACAUCUUUCACUCCAUGGCAGAGAUCCUACUGAAAGAGGAGGACCUGAAGUUUGCCUCCACCAUGGUGCAGACACUCAACACCAUUCUGCUGACCUCUGCUGAGCUGUUUCAGCUGCGAAACCAGCUGAAGGAUCUGCGCACACAGGAGAGCUGCGAUCUGUUCUGCUGUCUGUAUCGCUCCUGGUGCCACAACCCUGUGGCAACCGUCUCGCUCUGCUUCCUGACCCAGAACUACCACCAUGCUUACGAUCUCAUCCAGAAGUUCGGUGACCUGGAGGUAACUGUGGACUUUCUGAUCGAAGUAGACAAACUGGUGCAGCUCAUCGAAAGCCCCAUUUUCACAUACCUGCGCCUACAGCUGCUGGAUGUGGAGAACAACCCAUACCUGAUAAAAGCCCUGUAUGGUCUGCUCAUGCUCCUGCCCCAGAGCCAGGCCUUCACUCUGCUUUCGCACCGGCUGCGCUGUGUACCCAACCCCGAGCUCAUGAGGACAGUGCCUGACCUGAAGGCCUCUCCGAGCUCCAGGUGCCCUGCUUCAUCCAAUGUUGACUACGGAGAGCUGCUUCAGCACUUUGACCGGGUCCAGAGAAAGCACCUGGAGGUACGCCAUCAGCGCGCCUCUCGGGCUGACUGCUCAGACCGGAAGAUGGUGCUGUGAAGCCCAAGGAACCAACAAACCAAGAUCAUCAGCUACCGGCAGAAAGACUUACAUUUAUAAAGUAUUGAAAGUACUGUAGGCAUGAAAGAUGUAAUGUAGUUAUUGUUUUCCUGUUUUGGAUUUUUUUUUUUUUUUUUUUUUUUUUUUAAAACUAGUUUUUGUUAAGGUGCCAUUCUGAGAAGGUAUUGUGGUGGGAAGAGUAUGUUCAUUGGUGUGUGCACACAACACAAACACCACAGGUACUGUUGUACUAAGCAUGGCAGGGUCCAAUUCUAUGUUAAAGCAAGAAAGUUAAAGCAUGAAUCCUGGAAAGAGUGUUUUGUUUUAUUUAAAAUGCAUUUCCUGCCUUGCCUUGUCUUGUUUGAGUCUCUUGGUCAAGGCAUUUAAACCCUUGGACAUCAAUGAAAAAACAUACUCUUAAUUUUGUCCCUUGGUUUGAAACCAAGAGGCUGGUUUUGAUCUGUUUUUAAGCCUUAAUUUCAGUCACUAACAUCCUAACAAGCUGAACACCAGAGGUUUCAAUGUGAAGUGAGUAGGAAGGAGGACAGAGGAGGCAUAAGACACCUCUCUUACUUGGUCAGGUCUUACUGAAUAAUGUCAGAUCAGUUUUGUCUGUAGUAUUGUGCAGUUUACCACGAUUGUUUUCUCUUCUGUAUCUGCUUUCCUUGGUGGAUCCAAUGAUGCCUCCAUCUGCCUUUAUCCUAAUCCACUGCCAUCUCUGUUUAUUUCUUCCUUUCACUUCUCUGCAUUUAGUUUUCUCUUGAAUUUAUAUUUUAUUGUCUUUGCUUCUUUUAUUUUCUUCUCCCCAAUCUUCUUUUUUCCGUCAUUGUCAUACCCCUCUCCUACCUCUUUCUUACCAUCUGAUCCCACUUCUCUCUUACCCUCUUCAAGCACACUGCAUGCUUCCUGUGAAAUGACUACUCUCUGCUAUCAAGAGAAAAACUGGUAAAAUGUGGACCAUAUGUUAUCACUUUAUUCUGGCUUUUUUUCUUGCACUGCCCAUCUGCCCCCUUCAUGGGAGCAAGGUGACAGACUCCUUAACUCUACACUCCAUAUACUCUGUUUAAUGUACUGGGCCAUGGAUAUACGUAGUCUUCAUUAUAUGUCUGUAUGGUCUUAGCCAUGGAUGGUUGUGGUGUCAUCCCAGAGGAAAGGCAACACUGACCUGAACAACAGUGCAAUAUCAUAUUUGUCUAACAGCCACAUGCAUCUCAAAAUCAAAAUGCUUCAUGUGCAGUUUUGAGGACAUUUUUUGUGGUCUUCUGGCUUUAAUGUAAUUCACAUGCUUGAAUUGAAUGAAAUGUUUUGGUCACAAUAUUUGCAUUAAAUCUUAGCUAAACUGUA
Messenger RNA from Scleropages formosus (Asian bonytongue), 4611 nucleotides. It is a transcript of the gene vac14, whose product is annotated as vac14 homolog (S. cerevisiae). The coding region runs from base 907 to 3267 and encodes 786 amino acids. The record is from RefSeq and is a predicted model, not a curated record. The transcript is spliced from 19 exons. Gene Ontology annotation, biological process: phosphatidylinositol biosynthetic process. Gene Ontology annotation, cellular component: PAS complex; endosome membrane. NCBI's taxonomy places the organism in Eukaryota, Metazoa, Chordata, Actinopteri, Osteoglossiformes, Osteoglossidae.